Molecule: messenger RNA, 988 nt
Organism: Spodoptera litura
Lineage: Eukaryota; Metazoa; Arthropoda; Insecta; Lepidoptera; Noctuidae
Biological process (GO): multicellular organismal reproductive process
Source: RefSeq, a predicted model, not a curated record
AUUAUUUUCUGAGAAUUUAAGCUAAAAUGUUCUCAGUAAAGUUCGUUUUAAUUUUCUUGAGUUUUAAAUGUGUGUUAUGUCUGCAAAAGCAAUUUUGCUACAAUGACGAUGAGUGUCUCAUGAAUGCAGUGAUUGAGAGAGUGUAUCCACGAUUUUUGGCAGGAGGACAUGGAGUAGAGACUUCUGAUCCUCUUCACAUCGACGCCAUUGUUGCUGACCUGCCAACCCUCAGAUAUGGUCUAUACAACGCUUCGAUAAUUGGCUUUAAGGACUGUGAAUUUGUGAAAUUGAACAAUAAACGACUCAACACGUAUACGUACUUCGACUACGCAAUAACAUGUCCAGUUCUUACUCUCCAAGCGCGGUAUGAGCUUAAUGGUAUCAUAGACUCAAUCCCAGUUGAAGGCAAGGGACAAUGUAAAAUUGUUUACGAGAAAUACUACAUAUCAAUAAGUGGAAAGCAUGAAAAAGUGAAGGAUGAUGAAGGCAAAGAACAUGUAAACAUAUUGGAAUACAAAAUCGUUCCCGAUCUGAAGAACGGGAGAGUACGAGACCCUGAAUACACAGACUUAACCUUUAGCCAACACGACAAAUGUAGCGACCGUUUAAGAAUAAUAGAAGAAAUGACCCGAGACAUCGUGAUGGAUGUCUUCCUGAACAAAUACAUACAGAAUCUGAAGGAUUUCCAUAAACAUACUCCUAUUGAAGACUUACACUACAAAUAUGUUCGAUAAAUAAUUUUAUAUACUGAAGUGCGUGCCAAUAUAUAGUAUAUCGUGUUGUUUUAUUUAUUUUCUGACUGAAACACCCCAAUAACACGUAGCCCGGUCCGAGAGUAACCAGCUCCUUAGUAGUCGAAAUGACGACCACUCAUUCAAUGAAGCAGUCUAAACGAAACUCAAUAGGUAAUAGCACGGAGACUUAAAUUGUGCUAAUGCAAUAGGCACAUUAAAUGAGACUUUAGCAUUACUUGCGAAGAGUGAAUAUU